Molecule: messenger RNA, 129 nt
Organism: Paraglomus brasilianum
Lineage: Eukaryota; Fungi; Glomeromycota; Glomeromycetes; Paraglomerales; Paraglomeraceae
Source: the annotation of a GenBank genome assembly
AUGGCUCCAACUGUCGGUAUACAAGAAAUACAACCCGAGCAAAAUCCAACGGCUAAAUUAACAUUACUAUACAACAAGCACCAACAGGUGGAUACACAGGAAGAAAAAGCAUUGCCAUUGCGAAGGUAA